CCUUCAAUCUGUUAUACAAUUGACCAUCCAAGGCUUCACACCCCUGAGCUCUGCUGGCGCUGAUUGAUCCACUCACCCGCAAUAUAAAAUCACGUGCCGACGCGUACCCUGUUACUGUUUGCCAAUUGACGCCCCACGUCUUGCCGCGACCCCGCUCUGCUGUGCGACGCGUCGCGCAAUUCGCGUCGGAUACCUGCAGGGAGCUUGAGCUUAGCCGGGUUCAUGUUUUUGAUGUCAUUCAAUCCCGACCCAGUCUACCAGAAAACAUUCCAGAAAAUCCCUAUUCCCAGACUCCAGAUCUUCCCCCGACUAGCUCUGCCUGAACUCUCCUGCCACAGGCGAAGUGCUUGGUCCGGUUGUGUUCCGUGGCUUUGCACUCCCACCAUGCCUCUCUCACAAUCCGGAAGCAAUUCGCCAAUAAUACCAGAACUAGAGCCCGCGCCAAAGCGUCGACGGCCACUUGUGACUUAUGGGAAGCGGAAGCCUGCGCCCCGAGAGACGACACCACCUCUCAAGAAGCGUCGGCUAGAAACUCCGACGGAACGAGACCCAUCUCCAGUCGACGAGAAAUCCAUAAUCGCAGCGACUUCGCCAACGCCAACACCAACACCGACGAGCCCGCCAAAAACAUCCAUCCUGAGAUACUUCAAGAAGGUCACCACCAGCCCGACUUCAGCGUCGGAACAGUCCUCAACCGUAGUGUCCGCCUCGCAAACCCCAGAUUCGACCCCAGCGGCAUCUCCUUCAAGAAUAACAACUCCGGAGUCAAGGCCAAGGAGUCGUAGGAGGUUGACCACGCGGCCCUUCGCUGGCCUCGAUGCGGCCAGCAUGCACGAUAACGAACGACGAACCGAUCACGUCCCCGAGACGAGACGACAUGCUACCGAUCCUCCGAGCGAGUCCUCGCCACAGCCGACCGCUUCCGACAGUAAUGCGCUCAGUGAUGCGUCGACGAACACAACCCAGUCAGCGUGCAACUGCAGCGACAGGCCAUGUCGCCACACCAGACGGGCACGGUCUAAGCGGGCGGGCCACAAGCCGCCCGCGGCCACGGUGCAGAUGACGCUCAACCUCUCGACGCGCGACGCCAGCAUCAAGCAGUGCAGGGAGUGCGACAUGAUGUACAACCCGCUGCACCCGAGCGACGUCAAGCAUCAUGCCAGGCACCACGCGUCGGUGGUCAAGAUGAAGGCUGCGGCGGGCUGAUGGUUGGAGCAUGGUACCCAUGCCUUUGACGGCCAUGCCUCGGCCUCGGAUAUCCCUGAGGCGUGGCGUCUUAUAUUCCUGGCCCAACAAACGACUACCGGCAUGAAAUAUCGACGAUUUGCUGCUUGGCCUUUACGCCACCUUGAUAUCGUCCACAUAGCCACAUCCGUCUUGUCUGGCUGUUAACAUUACCAAGGCUGGCGCGGCGAGGAGGCGUGGCCCGAGGGAUCCCGACGAGAUCAGGGCGUGGCUCGCUGUAAAGCAUCAUGUCGAUGUUUUAAAACCACCGCGUUUGGGUUAUUUUUUUGGUCGUUCUGACGGGCGGUUCAGGUACCUCCGAAGCCAGCGAGGGGCUUCUGCUCCCUUUGUGUAUAGCCAGAAUUCCAUAUCUGUGCCAUGCCUGUACAUACAUUUCUGGCGCUUGAUAAAUAAUCACGGUGCGGACAUACAUCAUGAAGAUCCAACUCACGAUAAGUUGACUCGAUAGAGGCGCCAUCUGGGGCGACUCCUAUCCCAAAAGCCUUUCCCAAGUCCCUACACAGCUCGCAUGCGGGGAAACCCUUUCAUCGGGGUGCCCCCCUUAUGGCAAUUCUAGACAAUGAGGACCUGAUGAGACUGUCGGAGCUUGUUGGCGGUUUGGGAAUGGUGGCGGGCUGGAGGAUCAUCACUGAGCCGUCUCACAAACUGAACAUUUCCUGGUAGACUAAUCUGAUUCUGGGGAAAGCUGGGUCCCCAAACGUCUUUGAUGCCAUCCAAGGCUAUAGCGC
Molecule: messenger RNA, 1973 nt
Organism: Gaeumannomyces tritici R3-111a-1
Lineage: Eukaryota; Fungi; Ascomycota; Sordariomycetes; Magnaporthales; Magnaporthaceae
Exons: 2
Coding region: 223-1206 (327 amino acids)
Source: RefSeq, a predicted model, not a curated record